Molecule: messenger RNA, 1338 nt
Organism: Brassica napus (rape)
Lineage: Eukaryota; Viridiplantae; Streptophyta; Magnoliopsida; Brassicales; Brassicaceae
Product: GDSL esterase/lipase 3
Exons: 5
Coding region: 32-1153 (373 amino acids)
Biological process (GO): lipid metabolic process; defense response to bacterium
Molecular function (GO): lipase activity
Source: RefSeq, a predicted model, not a curated record
AUAUCGAAUACUUUUGUGUCCCUAAUAAACUAUGGAAAGCUCUCAACUAUUUUUUAUCAUCAUGUUCCUCUACACAAUAGUCUUAUCGAUAAGCUCAAUCAACUGCACAGAGAAGAAUAACAAUCACGUCACAAACCAAGUUGCUUUGUUCGUGUUCGGAGAUUCUCUGUUCGAUGCCGGAAACUACAAAUACAUCAAUAAUAAUACAGCUUUCCAAUCAAAUUUCUUUCCGUACGGUCAAACCACUUUCAAAUUUCCAACCGGAAGAGUCUCUGACGGACGUUUGAUUACCGAUUUCAUAGCUGAGAACGCAUGGUUACCACUGAUCCCACCAAAUCUACAACCAAGCAAUAGUAACAAUCAAUUUACCUAUGGAGCUAAUUUUGCUUUUGGCGGUGCUGGAGCUUUGGUAGAAACCUUUCCAGGAAUGGUGAUAGAUUUGGGAACACAGUUAAAUAGCUUCAAGAACGUUGUCAGGAGCUUGAAAUCUGCAUUAGGAGAUGCAGAGGCCAAGACGAUUUUCUCAAGAGCUGUUUAUCUGUUUUAUAUCGGAGGCAACGACUUAGUUUAUCCCUUAGUUGCAAACUCUUCACUUUUCCAGUCCAAUACCAAAGAAAAGUUCGUUGAUUUUGUUAUUGGUAACACAACAUCCGUGGUCGAGGAAGUGUAUAAAAUAGGAGGAAGAAAGUUUGGAUUCUUGAAUACUGGAGCAUACGAGUGUGCACCAGUCAUAUCGAUCUUAGACACAACAAACAUAGGAUCAUGUUCCAAACCAGUCGCUGAGCUGAUAUAUUUGUACAACAAGAAGUUUCCGGAUGCUUUACGGCGGCUACAACAUGAACUUUCCGGAUUCAGAUAUGCCCUUCACGACUAUCACACUUCUUUGUUGGAAAGAAUCAACAAUCCUUCUAAAUACGGGUUUAAGGAAGGUAAGAUGGGAUGUUGUGGAAGUGGACCAUUGAGAGGAAUUAAUACUUGUGGGAAUCAAAUGGGAAAAAGUUACGAAUUAUGCGAAAACGUUACCGAUUACUUGUUUUUCGAUGCCUCUCAUUUGACAGAGAAGGCCCAUCGACAAAUUGCAGAGCUGAUAUGGAGCGGACCGCCUAAUGUCACUGGACCUUAUAAUCUUCAAGCUUUAUUUGAACUUAAUUGAAAUCGCCGAUGUAUGUCUAUGAAAAUAAAGAUGAGAUUGCUAUAUAUCUUGUCGUUUUUUUUUUGCACAAGCUUUAUUUGAACUUAAUUGCUAUAUAUCUUGUCUAAGCUUGUUACUAAUAUACUAUGUUUCAAAUAAUAUCAAGAUUGAUGAAUGCUUUGUGAUAAUAUCAAUACUAUUAAAAA